This is a messenger RNA of Entelurus aequoreus (snake pipefish), 2107 nucleotides long. RefSeq names its product E3 ubiquitin-protein ligase RNF128-like. The transcript has a single exon. NCBI's taxonomy places the organism in Eukaryota, Metazoa, Chordata, Actinopteri, Syngnathiformes, Syngnathidae. The record is from RefSeq and is a predicted model, not a curated record. The coding region runs from base 409 to 1491 and encodes 360 amino acids.
ACAACUGCCGUGUGCUUCGGACUUCUGUCCUUAAAGUUGUCGUUAUCAGGUGCUUAUCGCCACCAGCCUGCUCGUAAUUAGUACCUCAGCUGUAGGAAGAGCGCGGGUUUGUGUUUUCCGUGUACUUCAACUUGUUGAAUAGCAGCCACCCUGCCCUCUGCGAAGAGCGCGCAGCGUUCAAGGUUCAGGAAGAUAAGGAGAGGUGAAUGGCUGACGCGUAGCUCGUGUUAUGUUACCAAAGGCUCGUAUCAGAUUACCGUUGACAGCAGGUUGGCUAGAACCAGAGCUAUAUCCAGACUGCCGGGAUUUCAACAACAAGGAAACUGGGCUGAAAAAGGCGUGUUGAAGAAGACAAAGAGACCAGCGGAGUGCUUCCUGUAUUUUUUUCAUUUGAGAAAGAGCGUUACUAUGGGUGAGAAGACACAACACAGCCUGUUGCUUCUGCUGUGUUUAUCUGGACUCCUUCACUGUUCGGCUGCUCUGGUGUUUUGGACGGCGGUGGUGGAAAUCAACUAUUUCAUCAGCCCCAACCACACUGUGGACCGAGACUGCGAAUGUGGCGUGUUUGGACGCAACUCUCCGCUCGCUCAGGCCACAGGUAUGGUCGUUCUUCCCAAGGGAGACCCGAAAGGCUGCCAACCGGAUUCUAUGUACAAUUUCAGUGCGUCACCCUGGAUAGCGCUUGUUAAAAGGGGGAACUGCACUUUCAGCGAGAAGAUUAAUGCUGCCAAGCGCUACGGCGCCUCUGCUGUGGUGGUGUACAAUGUGGACGGCACUGGCAACAGCACCACCCACAUGGCCCACUCGGACGCUCUAGAUGUUGUGUCCAUCAUGAUCGGCAACAUUCAAGGCAUGGAGAUUGCCAGCCUGGUGAAGAACGGAACACAAGUGCGGAUGUUGAUAGACGCGGGCAGCCCUCACGGCCCCUGGAUGGACACCUACUGGCUUUACUUCAUGUCCAUCGCUUUCUUCAUAGUCACAGCCGCCUCUGUGGCCUACUUCUUGUUUAUCUCUGCCAAUCGUCUCCACAACCUGCGCACGCACCGGCGUGCUGAGAGGAAGCUGAAAUCCGAGGCCAAGAAGGCCAUCGGGCAUUUACAGGUGCGCACGCUGAAGAGAGACGACAAGGAAACGAUCGGUGACCAUUACUUGUGUGCCGUGUGCAUUGAGUCCUACAAGGCGAGCGAGGUUGUGACGGUGCUCACAUGCGACCACAUUUUCCACAAAGCCUGCAUCGAGCCCUGGUUGCUGGAGAAAAGGACCUGCCCCAUGUGCAAGUGCGACAUCCUUAAGGCCCUGGGAGUUGAUGCGGAGGAAAAAGAGAGCAUGGCUCAAGCUUCGCCACAAGAGGUCACAGUCAUCACAGUAGCAGGAGGAGAGGCCAUGUAUGAGGUCCCACUCACUGGCCCUCUGAGCAGUGACCCCGAGAGGCAUCAGCGUCACUAUGACAACAGGGCCUUUGAGGAAGAGCCUGCUGCCAGAGCACAGUGACAUGACAGAGCGAUUUAGUCAAAUCAGCAGUUUAAAAUCAAAAUGCUUUUUUGGACGCAAUUGUUAUUAUUAUUGCACUUUUUGGAGUCUCCCUCACAGGAUGUCUUCAAAUUGAUUGUACAAAUCAUGAUGGAACUGCACAUUGUGUAAUUAGAUUAGAUGCCAAUUAUGGGUGUGUUCAUCAAGGCGAGUUGAGGCGAGCGCAGUUUUGCUUUGCUUUCUUCGAGGAGGAAGAGCAACAAAGACAUUUGUUUAUCUGUUCUGGUCAAAUUGUAGUCUUCCAAAUGCCACUUUUUUGAGAAAAAAAAAACAACAACAAAAAACGUGUUUAUUUCCUAAUCAUAGUCAUAGAAUGACUUAAAUGUCAAAUUGCACAGGUUGUGUAGCACAGGCUGGUGGACACACCCUCGGCUGAAAAUACAGUAUGACGCAUUGUAUCACGAGAAGUAGACAACAUCACCCGAGGGACUUGUGGAAACUGCUUACUAACUAAGUCGAUAUAGGUACAUGUUUAUCAUAUUCUGUACUGUAUCAAGUUACGUUUGCUAUUUCCUUGUUGAUUCCAGUCACAACCUGAAAUCCCCAUCAUAAUAGGACUAAUAAAGCUGCGAUAACA